This is a messenger RNA of Lactuca virosa, 1038 nucleotides long. NCBI's taxonomy places the organism in Eukaryota, Viridiplantae, Streptophyta, Magnoliopsida, Asterales, Asteraceae. The record is from the annotation of a GenBank genome assembly.
AUGAAACAUGACACAAAAAAUAUACUCCAACUUUUCAUCUCUUUACAAACAUUUGGGCUUCUCUUUCAACUAUCAGCUGCUGUCCCUAUCGGAAUCUGCUACGGCCGCGUCGCCAACAACCUUCCACCGCCCUCAGACGCCGUGAAUCUCAUCAAAACCAAUGGUAUCUCAAGCGUUCGACUAUUCAACCCUGACCCGGAGUCACUAAAGCCGUUUUCCGGCACCGGAAUCCAACUCACUAUCGGAGUCCCUAACGAAGAACUCCCUCCCAUCGCCACCAGCACCGCCACCGCCGCUCAGGACUGGCUUCAAUCCAAUAUCUUCGCCCACGUCCCAGCCGAUCAAAUCCGGUACAUAGUCGUCGGAAACGAAGUAUUUCUAAAAGACCCAUUUUACACACCCCACGUGAUCCCCGCCAUUUCAAACAUUUACGAAGCUUUAAAAUCUAUCGGCCUAUCGGAAAAGAUUAAAAUCUCAUCAGCACAAGCAGCUUCGAUUCUCUCAAACUCCUACCCUCCAUCAUCUUCAUAUUUCGACCCGAAUAUCUUACCAGAUUUAAACCGACUCCUUCAAUUCCUCCGCGACACAUCAUCGCCAUUAAUGGUGAACGUGUACCCUUACUUUAGUUACAUAAACAACCGGGAAUUCGUGUCGUUAGACUCUGCUUUAUUCAGACCUGGGAAUUCAUUGCAUGACCAGGAUCUGGUUUACGAUAAUUUGUUUGAUCAGACGGUUGAUGCGUUCAUAUACGCGAUGGAGAGAGAAGGGUAUGGUGAGAUUCCGGUGGUGGUGACGGAGACAGGGUGGCCGACGGCGGGCGGAGAAGCGGCGAGCGGGGAGAAUGCAUUGUGUUACAACGGGAAUGUUGUGAAAAGGGGUUUGGAUAACGUUGGUACACCCAAAAGGCCUGGGAUCGGUGUGGAGGUUUUCUUGUUUGACUUGUUUGAUGAGGAUGAAAAAAACGGGAAUGAAUUCGAGAAACAUUUUGGGAUUUUUGGGGUUAAUGGUGUCAAAGCAUAUGAUCUUAAUUUUCACUGA